Messenger RNA from Aspergillus pseudotamarii, 1371 nucleotides. RefSeq names its product wax synthase family protein. Bases 1 to 1371 code for a protein of 456 amino acids. The record is from RefSeq and is a predicted model, not a curated record. Lineage: Eukaryota; Fungi; Ascomycota; Eurotiomycetes; Eurotiales; Aspergillaceae. The transcript is spliced from 2 exons.
AUGUCUAUGCCUGCGAAAGACGUCGCUUUCAUCGUCCUGGCGGCUUAUGUCCCUUUGGGGGUUCUAAGCUUCUGGGGCAUACCAGAAUUGCUGCGACAGUUUUACCUCUCCAAUGCGCUGCCUCUCAUGCUUCUCAGUCAUGCUGUUCCUGUUCUUACCCUAGCCUUUACACGUCCGUCGUCGCCGGUGCGACUGACGUUACUGCCUUUCGCGUCUGUCGCCAGCAUAUGCUACCACCGUCUGUCUCCGGAGGUCUUUCCCAAUCGAAACCAAGCGGGCGGGUUAGACGGCCCGUUCAUGCUUUUGUUUUUGACUGUUGUCGAUGUCUUCGGGCUGCAGAGGCUGUACAUGGACGACCGGGGCGUGGAGAGAAAAGGCCGACCGGAUAUCGGGAAAGAAAAGAAGGAAAUGGGAGAUCAAUCAUCUCUGUUGAAGGCCAGUCCCCAGAAUCCGUGGACGAGACUGAAGUGGGCGAUGCAUGUCAUGUUCAGCUAUCGAGCAAUUGGGACAUCCCGGCAAACCCCAAACAUACCUUCGUUUUAUCCAGAUAUUCCAUCCCGUAUGCGUUUCAUCUGGAGCCAGUGUAUCGCAUGUGCCUUGGGAUAUCUGGUGCUAGACCUUCUGGCAAACCUUCGAUUGGCGCCAGUGGAGGCUUUCUCUGCGGAGCGAGCAGCAAUUUUUCUUUCACCACAACUAUGGACACUUCCCUGUUUGCGUCUGCGGCUUAUCGCAACGUUCUUGUUCUGGGUUGACCGAUAUACGACAGUUCGGUUCAUCUAUGAUAUUACCAGUAUCUUUGGUGUCGCAACGGGCCUCACAGAACCUAAAGACUGGCCUCCGUAUUUUGGAAGUAUCGAGAACGCAUGGACUAUCCGUCGGUUUUGGGCCGUGUUCUGGCACUCAGGCUUGCGCAAUCCGCUCUCGAGCAACAUCCGCUUCAUCGUCUACGAUGUCCUCCGCUUGCGUAAACGGUCAUUCGAGGGACGAGUCCUCACCGUGUUGUUGACAUUUGGCCUGAGUGGAACGAUUCAUUACUUCGUGGAUGAGGUUAUUGGCAUCCCGGGGUCUGAUAACCGGGCCAUUUUGGCCUUUAUGAUACAGGCAGUUGGUAUCACUAUCGAGGACCUAGCUCAGCAAGCCUACUUCAAACUUACCAAGCCGAAAGUAUCGGGCAAUACUGGAAGGUCUGGGGAGGUCACAGCGAGACAGGGAGAGCUACCGGAAACGUGGCAGCUUUUGGUGGGCUACAUUUGGGUGGCGGUUUGGUUGCUUUACACGGCUAGCCCGUACGCUUACGGCUAUUUUCGCAACGCCCCUGAAUCGAUGUUUGCAGUGAGCGUCAUUCAAUUGCUCAAGCAGUAUCUAGCAUAA